AUGGAUAUCGACACGCCUCCACCACCUAGCGGAGGCUUCCUCCUCUCACCACCCGCAUCAUCGACACUCUCCAGCACCUCCAGCUCUCGCACCGCUCUCCCGCAUCCACGCGACAUCCCUCUCAAACCAGGCGGCAGCAAAGAAAGCGCCUUCAUCCGUUUCGUGGACCAGCAACUCCUCCACGUCCAGCGUCGAUUCGCCAAACGAACGAGUCCCUCCUCCGCCUAUCUGAGCGACGUGGAUCGCGACAAAGCAGAUACAUGGGGCGAUGUGAAAGGCUAUGCGAACAUGAAAGAGGCAUGCAGAGAUAUCGAAGAGCUCACGGGGAUCGUAUGGGUGAGCGGGACUCCGUCGUUGCAGAUUCCGUAUCUGAUCAGUAUUGGCCUGUUGGUGGGCAAUGUGGUGGAGAGCAUGCCAGCAAUGCCAGAGAGUCUGUUCAGAGUGCUGGAUAAGCUGGACCAUGCAUUCGCGAGUUUACUUCAAGGCAGGGAUGUUGAUACGGGGGAAGCAUUGCCCGGCUUUACGGGUGGCAGGGCUGUGUCUGGGACUGAGAAGGUGCGGAUAAGAAGCUUGGUGGAGAGGACGAGAAUCAAAGUUGUCGAGACCUUCAAGAGGGGGGAUUUCGAGUAUGAGGAGCCGGAGAAGGAGGAGACGGAAGACGAGGAUAAGAUGGACACCGACACCGAUCUGGAGGGAGCCUUGGUGCUGGAGGGCGACGAUGCAGACGCCGGAGAGGACGAAGACGAGAGUUUCGAUAUGUCGAUUGCUAGAGUCUACGAUCGAACGAUGGUGGAACUAGGAGACAGUCUGGCUGAGCCGAGUCUUGGCAUUAUCACCGAAGGCAGGGGAUGA
Lecanosticta acicola is the source of this 852-nucleotide messenger RNA. NCBI's taxonomy places the organism in Eukaryota, Fungi, Ascomycota, Dothideomycetes, Mycosphaerellales, Mycosphaerellaceae. The record is from the annotation of a GenBank genome assembly.